AUGGCUGCUUCUUCAAGUUUAUCAACAAAACGUCGUCUUCUUUCGUGUGAAGAAAAGGAAAAUAAUCAAAACGAUAGCAGCAAUGAUAGUGCGAAAAAAACUAAGAUGAUGCUUGAUGAUCAAAUGAAAAUCCGAAAUCAAAUAAUUGAAGAAUUUCAGAAGCGUAAUCUCGAGGUUCCUAUUCAAAUAAUCGAUGUAAUUGAUCGAUUAGAAGCCAGUAAAAAAAAUCGAAAUGAUGCAGAACAUCGGAAAGAAUUAUAUACUCGUUUAUCUCAAUAUCUUGAUCGUUGUCAAAUUCUAAAUCGUGGUCAAACAUGCAUCCUUCCCGACCUCAUCAAUCAAAUGAUUCGUUGUCGAUUUCCAAAUGACAUUCGAGCAUAUCAGAGAGUCAAAACUUUCAAAAAUGGGAAAUUGAACAAUGUGACAGAAGAAAAUAAAUAUCAUGUUCAAUGGCAGGACUUUUGCAAGAAAAUGCAUUGA
This is a messenger RNA of Rotaria sp. Silwood2, 480 nucleotides long. NCBI's taxonomy places the organism in Eukaryota, Metazoa, Rotifera, Eurotatoria, Philodinida, Philodinidae. The record is from the annotation of a GenBank genome assembly.